UACUUGCCCCGGUCACUGAACCGUGCGCGGUGGGAGGGGAAAAAAUGGCCGCUCGCGGAGCGACGCUCGCAACGAUGAACGACAACAACACAAACACAACCCCCUCGGAAUGUGACAGCUGACCCGAACCGACACCAGUACACACGCCGGCGGAUGGGUAUCGAGGCCGGCGGCGGGGGAGGACAGGAACGACAGCGUUUGUGUUUAAGUUAUAAUCUGAGGGAAAGAGGUGAGUUAGCUACCUUGCUAACGUUAGCCGCGCGCUAAACUGGAGCGGAACGAACCAGAAAAAAAUACAGAAACCAGACCAGAACAGUUGCUUUAUUGCUGCUAGAAUGAGCGGACCGGGUCAGGACAGCGAGCCUGAGGCUAAAGUGCUUCAUAUUAAACGUCUGUACAGGGCUGUGGUGGAAACGGUGCAUAAGUUGGAUGUUAUAAUCAGCAGCAAGUCGUCCUACAGGGAGGUUUUCAAACCUGAGAACAUCAGCUUGAGGAACAAAUUGCGGGAACUUUGUGUCAAGCUGAUGUUCCUGCAUCCGGUGGACUAUGGACGCAAGGCAGAAGAACUGCUGUGGAGAAAGGUCUACUAUGAGGUCAUUCAGGUCAUCAAGACCAACAAGAAGCAUAUUCAUAGUCGCAGUGCUUUGGAGUGUGCCUACAGGACCCAUUUGAUUGCUGGGGUGGGCUUCUUUCAACACCUGCUGCUCUACAUCCAGUCACAUUAUCAGCUGGAGCUACAGGACUGCAUCGACUGGACGCACGUCACUGACCCACUUAUUGGUCGUAAGAAACCGGUCUCAGCCAGCCCUAAGGAGAUGGAGUGGGCCCAGAUGGCUUGUCACAGGUGCCUUGUGUACUUGGGAGAUCUCGCGCGCUACCAGAAUGAACUGGCGGGAGUGGAAGCGGAGCAGCUGGCCGAACGCUUUUAUCACCAGGCCCUGUCUGUCGCUCCUCACGUCGGAAUGCCAUUUAAUCAGUUGGGUACAUUGGCUGGAAGUAAAUUUUAUAAUGUUGAAGCUACUUACUACUACUUGCGCUGUAUUCAGUCAGAGACUCCCUUUGAUGGUGCUUAUGGGAAUUUAAAGCGUCUUUUUGACAAGGCAGCCAAGAUGUACCAUCAGGUGAAGAAACAAGAGAUGAAGAAACUGUCACCAUCGCGCCAGAGGUGCAUUCCUUAUCUUUUUAAGAGACAUUUAAAGGGGUAGUUCACCCAAAUAAAAUGUGCUUUUUAUUUACUCAC
Misgurnus anguillicaudatus (oriental weatherfish) is the source of this 1240-nucleotide messenger RNA. The record is from RefSeq and is a predicted model, not a curated record. NCBI's taxonomy places the organism in Eukaryota, Metazoa, Chordata, Actinopteri, Cypriniformes, Cobitidae.